Messenger RNA from Populus euphratica (Euphrates poplar), 1219 nucleotides. Its product is annotated as serine/threonine-protein kinase PBS1-like. The record is from RefSeq and is a predicted model, not a curated record. Gene Ontology annotation, biological process: protein phosphorylation. Gene Ontology annotation, molecular function: protein kinase activity; ATP binding. The transcript is spliced from 5 exons. Lineage: Eukaryota; Viridiplantae; Streptophyta; Magnoliopsida; Malpighiales; Salicaceae. The coding region runs from base 1 to 1140 and encodes 379 amino acids.
AUGGGUUGCUUUAAAUGCUGCAUGUCAAAGGAAAGAUUAGGGAGAAAGGCAUUGAAAAAAAGCAUCAAGGAAUACCGUGAUGCCGAGACUUUAGCCUCGUAUGCUAACAUUUCAUUCAAGACAGAUAGCAGCAGAAAAAGGUUCAUAAAUGAAGAAAUCAAGAAAAUUGGAAAGGGCAAUAUAUCUGCUGGUAUUUUCACAUGCCGAGAGUUGGCUACUGCAACCACGAACUUCAACAAUGAAAACCUGAUAGGCGAAGGCGGUUUUGGGAGGGUAUACAAAGGGCUGAUUGAAAAAACGAACCAAGUUGUCGCUGUUAAGCAACUAGACAGGAAUGGAUUUCAAGGAAACAGAGAAUUUCUUAUAGAGAUUUUGAUGUUAAGUCUUCUUCACCACCCUAACCUUGUCAACAUGGUUGGAUAUUGUGCUGAUGGUGACCAGAGGAUUUUAGUAUAUGAGUUCAUGGUUAACGGCUCCCUUGAGGAUCACCUUCUUGAUUUGACCCCAGAUAAAAAUCCGUUGGAUUGGAAUACUAGGAUUAAAAUAGCAGAAGGGGCUGCAAGAGGCCUUGAAUACUUGCAUGAAUCAGCAGAUCCUCCAGUAAUAUACCGUGACUUCAAAGCAUCAAACGUGUUAUUAGACGAGAAUUUCAACCCAAAGCUCUCAGAUUUCGGGCUGGCAAAGCUUGGACCGACCGGGGACAAGACACAUGUAUCCACCAGGGUGAUGGGGACUUAUGGCUACUGUGCACCUGAAUAUGCCUUGACAGGACAGUUGACAGCGAAAUCCGAUGUUUACAGCUUUGGAGUCGUGUUUUUGGAGAUGAUCACUGGAAGACGAGUCAUCGAUAGUUCAAGACCAGCUGGGGAAAAGAAUUUAGUUUCCUGGGCAACACCAUUAUUUAAAGAUAAAAAAAAGCUUGCAUUAAUGGCAGACCCUUUGCUAAAAGGAAACUAUCCCCUAAGAGGUCUGUAUCAAGCACUUGCGGUUGCAGCUAUGUGUCUCCAAGAGGAAGCUCUUACAAGGCCCUUAAUGGCUGAUGUUGUAACAGCACUUAAAUUUUUAGCAGUAAAUGAUGCUCCUGAAGAGAGGGCGGUGGACGAUGACCAUAUCAAGACACCUUCUCCUGAUAGUGAUUGAGAUCAAAAUGGUUUCAUGGGUCUAUCAAGCACUCCUUUUACCAUUACUCAAAUUUCAUUUUCCAUUUAAUUACUUUUAU